AUUCCAUUUCCGCUUUAGGGAGGGGACGUUUUUUUUUUUAAUCACUAAACUUUCUACUGAACUUUAAUUUCACGUCUAUCUGGACGGUCUGCUUCCUGCUAAAUCGGAUUAAUCCCUGGUUUUCAAACAUGGCGUCCUCUCCUCAGAAGUCUCCUUCUUCUCCAAAAUCUCCGACGCCCAAAUCUCCGUCCUCCAGAAAGAAGGAUGACUCUUUCCUGGGAAAACUUGGUGGAACUCUGGCGAGAAGGAAAAAAAAAGAAGUAACCGAGCUUCAGGAGGAGGGGAUUAACGCCAUCAAUCUUCCUCUCAGUCCCUCCCACUACGAGCUGGACCCUGAGGACACCAUGCUAGAGGAGAAUGAGGUGCGCACCAUGGUGGACCCCAACUCCAAGAACGAUCGCAAACUGCAGGAGCUCAUAAAGGUGCUGAUUGAUUGGAUAAAUGACGUCCUGGUUGGGGAGAGGAUCAUUGUGAAGGAUCUAGCUGAAGAUCUGUAUGAUGGACAAGUUCUGCAGAAACUAUUUGAGAAGCUGGAAGGCGAGAAACUGAACGUGGCAGAGGUGACCCAAUCGGAGAUCGCCCAGAAGCAGAAGCUGCAGACGGUUUUGGAGCGCAUAAACGAAUCGCUCAAACUGUCCACCAGGAGCAUCCGCUGGAAUGUCGACUCGGUUCAUGCCAAGAGUAUAGUUGCCAUCCUGCACCUGUUGGUGGCGCUGUCACAACACUUCAGAGCACCAAUCAGAUUGCCAGACCACGUUUCUAUUCAAGUAGUGGUGGUCCAGAAGAGAGAAGGCAUCCUUCAGUCCAGGCAGAUCCAAGAAGAAAUCACUGGCAACACAGAGGCUUUCUCUGGCAGACAUGAGCGCGAUGCUUUUGACACCCUGUUUGACCACGCUCCAGAUAAGCUGAAUGUUGUCAAAAAGACUUUGAUCACCUUUGUGAACAAACACCUGAACAAGCUGAACCUGGAAGUGUCAGAACUGGACACACAGUUUGCAGACGGCGUUUAUCUGGUGCUGCUGAUGGGUCUGUUGGAAGGAUACUUCGUGCCGCUCUACAACUUCUUUCUCACGCCUGAAAAUUUUGACCAAAAGGUUCACAACGUGUCGUUCUCCUUUGAGCUGAUGCAGGAUGGAGGUCUGGAGCGACCAAAGCCACGAGCUGAGGAUAUCGUGAACUGCGACCUUAAAUCAACGCUGCGCGUUCUCUAUAACCUCUUCUCCAGGUACAGAAACGUGGACUGAACGCUGCUCUUCACCAGUGGGAAGACAUUAAAGCAACACCAUUUGUUUUCAGUGAGGUUUUUUUUAAGCCAUCCGUUUGUUUUAAGAAGUUAUUCUGUUUUUUUACUAAAUGAAUCAAAUUUGUUGCACUCAGAAAAACCAAUAUCUACUUUUACGUUGUAAAAACGGAUCUAAAAAUGAGUUAAAUGUGCUUAAAAUAAAAUGUAUUUGCCCCUGAUAUGAGCAGGUAAUCGCCCACUAAAUAUGUUUGACAUGAAGAUAAUGGAGAUGAUUUUUCUUAUUUAAAACAUAAACCAUCUUUUUUAAGUGGCCAAUUGUCUCACCUGCUCAAAACAAGGGAAAUAAGGUUUUUUUUAAAGAAAAAGAGUUCAUUUUUCAAUUUUUGCAGAACAGUGCAACUUUAAAGAAAUAUUAUUGUUGUAAAUUGAGCUGAACAUCAUAAAGAUGCCUUUUCAAAGCUUAAAUAAGCCAAAUGAUUAGACGCCUAGGAUAGAUAUCAGGACCAGAUUUUGGAUAUUUUUCUUUUUUUUUAAUGUUUUAUAGAAAAAGGAAAGAAAAAAAUACAUUUAAAUGUAUUUAUUUCCAUGUUGAUACCAUGCGUGAUCUUUCGGUCCUCAUAAAUGUAUUUUAUUUAAACAUGUGAACCCUUAAAGUCCCUGAUUAAGACAAAUUAGUCCCCACAUGUCUGAAUUCUCCAGGUUUCCUUUGCAAAGUGAAACCUUUAAAAUAUUUGACCAAAGUUUCGCUGUUUUCCCAUAAUCUAACAUAAAACAUUUGCUAAGCAAAUUCCUGCCUUUUUUUUUAUAUUUUAUGAAUAAAAUGUAUUGGAUUUUUAUGAGCCAUAUAUACAGUAUAUAUACCCAUAUGUGCAUGGAAUGAUAAAGAAAAAGCUUUCUUCAGUAAAUAAUCCUGUCAUGGUUUAAAAACAAUCCCUGUAAUAUCUGUUUGUUCUAAUGCAUUACAUUUAAUAAAUAUCGCAGCGUUUGAAUGCGGUUACAUUUUUCUGCCCCUCAAUAGAAGUAAAGAGGAAUGUGUUUUGAGCCAAAACAAAAAUAAAAUAAAAAAUUGGGGUCAAAAUGCUUGCAAUUUUCUGAGUGCAGAAUGACAAGUGAACCUCCAGAACAAUUUUCUUUUCACUAAAUUGACACGGACUGUUAGAAAAGCAGAGUAAAAGCUUUCUGAAUUGGAGCUGACCCCAAUGCAGACCGAAAUAGACAGAGGACUUACUGAAAGGAUGAAAAGGUUCAUUUCUCCUCACACAUUCCACAAUAGCCUUUGAAAAGGUAGGGGGGAUUGGGUGUGUACGCGCCUGUGUUGAUGUAUUAUUGAUGACGCUGUGGCAUUGCUCGGGCCCACGCACGCUACACAGGCAUUCGGAUUGAGAUGUUUGGGAUUCUGUGUUGCUUUUCAAUUAAUUUCCGUGUCCAUUGUGUGUCCUCUGUGUAUGGCCUUAAAAAAAUAAACUAAAAUGCUUUUGGACUGUGAUGUAUUUGGGAGCGAAUCCAUUGUCCGGUUCUAAUUUAAUUUUCAACUCAAGAGUUUUGAGAGCCAGCGCUGAAGUGUCUUUUGUGUAGCUUAAGCACUGCUGUGUUACAGACAUUAAGUCUUUGUCCUGAGAAAAAAAGGUUUGUGUAAUGUAAAUAUGAGCAGAAUAAACCAAUAUUAAAAAUGUCUGCGUGAUACCUCUUGUAACCGUCUCAAAAUAA
This is a messenger RNA of Cyprinodon variegatus (sheepshead minnow), 2950 nucleotides long. RefSeq names its product alpha-parvin (gene parvaa). Gene Ontology annotation, biological process: actin cytoskeleton organization; substrate adhesion-dependent cell spreading; establishment or maintenance of cell polarity. The transcript has 13 exons. Gene Ontology annotation, molecular function: actin binding. Gene Ontology annotation, cellular component: actin cytoskeleton; cytoplasm; focal adhesion. Bases 129 to 1244 code for a protein of 371 amino acids. The record is from RefSeq and is a predicted model, not a curated record. NCBI's taxonomy places the organism in Eukaryota, Metazoa, Chordata, Actinopteri, Cyprinodontiformes, Cyprinodontidae.